Molecule: messenger RNA, 7165 nt
Organism: Xyrichtys novacula (pearly razorfish)
Lineage: Eukaryota; Metazoa; Chordata; Actinopteri; Labriformes; Labridae
Source: the annotation of a GenBank genome assembly
GAUUGAGUCCCUGAAUGUAGCGCUAAAAUUUUCUCCUUUUCACGAAGUUGAAGUAAAAAAUUAUUAUAAAAUCUUUGAUUCUGAAUUCAAAAAAGCUGUAAAUUUCAGGCGUUACCGAAUGAGAUUUUCAGAGAGUUUUGUUGUAUUUUGACCGUCGAGUUGCUGUUUUCGGAAACAUUUGAUGGUCGUACCGUUGACGGAAGACUUGUGACGGUCGGGGAUGUUUUGCUAAACGUUAGCAUCUAGAGGCUAACUUUGUUUUGUUGUUGUUUCAUUCAGCUCGGAGGUGUACAGAUUCUUUGUACAGAUAUUUUUUUCUCCAUAAAUGUAAAUCCACUUUAAAUCUGUAAAUGAUGAACGGGAGCUCGAACCCGCUGCUGGACAAAGAGGAGCAUGUUUUAAAGCUCGGAGAAAGCUUCGAGAAGAGGCCGAAAUCUUCAUUUCACACCAUCAGAUGUGAGUGUGGAGAACAUUUAUAACUCAUCUGUGUGAUUUAGUUUAAACUGAAUAUGUUUGAUCGGCUCACAUGUUACACAACAUGAGGAUUAGAGGGAUUUACAGACAGUUAGAGCACCAAAAUACUGCAGAUAAAGUUAAAUAAUCAAUAUCUGAAUAUUAGUUAUUGUUUCUGAACCUCCUUAAAGAUGAAUGAACCUGCUGCAGGCAGACAAAAAUUAAUAUUCACGAACAUUAAAAACAAAAACUUUUUAAACUCUUGGAAGAAAAUAACAGAUCAGAGGGGCAGAGUAGGGCUGGGCGAUAAAACGAUAACGAUAUAUGUCCAAAUUAAUUUAAUCAAUAUAAAACAUGGUCAGUAUGCUUUCCGAUAGUCGGCAUUCUGCCAUGUAUUGGUCAUAGACUGUAUUUACUCUGGACAACUUGCUUCAGCCUUCCACCUUUAUACGGAUUUGAAGCCGAAAAGCUCUCGGUAAUUCCGCGAUUUUUCUUCAUUUCUUGAAACCAACAUUGUGCAGUCGCAUUGUGCCCAUUUGGCCAGAGAGUCGCCAAGAGACGCUACACAAUCUUCGCAACCAGGGGGGAAAUACAUUUAUGUUCUGUGGAAUAAAUUUCUAAAGUUUGUCCACAGCUCCAUAAGCUUUGCUGGAGGAGGCGGGAUUUAUGACCUAUACUGCAGCCUGUCACCAGAGGGCGCUGUUCUUAGAGUGAGGAGGCAGAUGCUGUCCAUUUUAUAUACAGUCUAUGGUUUUGGUAGACUAUACGAAUAGUCAAUGAAAAGGGGAGUUCCCUCUGAUUCAGUUCAUGCUGAACCAAUCAUGUGAUGAAUUAGAACCAAGUAGCAAAAACCUGCGAAGUAGCAGACAGCAGCUACACGCAUCCAUAGUACUUGAACACCAAAAACAGACGACCAUUCAGUCGGCUUUCUCUAGAGCAACACCUUACGAGAAAACGUCGAAGAGACACAAAGACCUCACAGAUGCAGGAGAUUAUUGUUAAAGACAUGUGAUACUAAACACUGUUAAACUUCUUUUUAUAUCGUGAUAUAUCGAUAUUUACUGAUAUGUCAAUAUAGCGAAUAAAUAGUGAUAAACUUUCCUCAUGUUGCCCAGCCCUAGUGCCAUGCAUCUUCAUACUCCAUUUGUUCACUAGUGAUCGAUAAUUGUGCCUUAAGCUUCCUCAUGUCAGUGUAAUGACCUACACACAGGAUGUGUCUUAAAUCUUGUUUUGUUACGAGUUUUUGUCGCAUGUGGCCGUGUGGAAAGGGUUAAUUUCAGACUUACAUCAAGGUAACCAACAACGCCACCUAGGGACAUUCAAAGGUACUUACCCAGUUUCAACCAUAAAAGAGCGAACACAGGGUCGAGUAAUUCUACAAGACAGAGACGUGGGUCAAAGCAAAUCAACAUUUAUUGAUGAUAUCAGAUGUAAAAAGGCUUGGACCUGGAAGUGUCUGCUGAAAGAAAACAAAAAGAGUUAGUGAUGAAUUCUUAAUGAAUGUUUGAGUCUGUUGUUGAUCAGAAAGGUUUAUUACAAAUGGAUUCUUUAACAAUUAACCAAUGAAAUCAGGAGUGUUGACCAACUCUUCGGCUCACCUGCCAAGGGGACCAAAUAAUAAAUGUCCUUUUUUGUUAAAUAUACGUCUGUUGAAGUACUUUUCAUUGCAGUAACAGGAUCAUACUGUAAUAUAAUUAGAAAAAGAGGCCAAAGUAUCAUUUAAAAUCUCUUUAAUUACAAUCAAUGACUAAAACAAACCAAAAUCUAAAAACAGCAGCUGAUUGUGUCUGAAUUACAAGAAAAAGAAAGUAUUACUCUGUUAAAAUGUGAUUGUCUUCCUGUCCACAAAAUGCAGCCUCUCAUACCUGUUUAGGUCCAUUUAUCCAGGUUUCCGCCGACCCACUUAACUUUACACCAACAGUCAGGGAAAAGAGUGAACUGGAGGCAAACAGUCGAAAAGAACAAACACAAUUCAGCGACUGAUAAAAGGUCAGAGUUUAAAAUAAAAGGUCAAACACCACAAACCAGUCCUCCUUUCCUCUGUUCAGACCAUGUGGCAACAAGCAGACAGACAAAGGAAAGGCAGCUCACCUGACACAGGUGUGUUAAGUAGGAGGGUGGGUGAAAGGGGGAGGAGCAACAUCCAAAUCUGUCUAACCUAAAACUAAAACUACGAUUUCACAACCGUGGAGAAGCUGUGUGUGAAGUUCAAACUGAAUUUGGUGUUUUACAGAUAAUUGAAAGUUUAUUAAAUCAAACUGUUUUGGCUUGGACAUCGAUUAAGAGAUCAUAAAUGAGGACACAGUGUAAAAAAACACUUAAUCAAUACUUUUAUCCAACUGUUUGACUCUUAAAUAUCAGUGCAGGACUCUUUAUUUUCCCUGAUUAAUGACCUUUUCUCCUCCGUUCUCCUCCCUGUUCAGAUGACUUCAAACCGGCGUCCAUCGACACGAGCUGUGAGGGAGAGCUGCAGGUUGGGAAAGGAGAUGAAGUCACCAUCACGUUACCUCACAUCCCGGUAAGUCUUUGUGGUUUUCCUUUUUCUCUGUAGUUCUGAUGAACAAACGUCGAUGACCGCUGUCCUCGCAGGGCUCCACGCCUCCCAUGACGGUGUUUAAAGGAAACAAGCGGCCGUAUCAGAAGGACUGCGUGCUCAUCAUUAAUCACGACACCGGAGAGUUCGUCCUGGAGAAGCUGAGCAGCAGCAUCCAAGUCAAGAAGACCAGGUGAGAGGUUUAACAGAAGGCUUUACAGAAAGUACAGACAGAAACAGACGAGGCAAAAACAUUGAGCUUCAGUCUGAUGAAGAGUUUAGAGGUCUUUGGCUCCAUCUGUUGGUCACUGACUGUUACUACAACAACUUCAACAGGUUUCAUUAUUUUAAAUCGAACAUCUUUUUAGUGAGAAAUGAAAUUUAACCUGUUUCUCUGGUUUCAUGUAAGAUUUAACAGUUUUAUUUGUGGAGUGGAUUAUUGAGAUUAUAAUAAAACAAAAACACGUGUGAAGAGAAGGAGAAGUUCUGGAGAUAAAACCAUGUUAGAAGGAGAAGAAGAGGAGAGUGAUGUUCAGAGAGGAUCCUCCUGAAAUAAACAUUCAGUUGAACUUUGAGGACAUUUUUACACUCAGAUUCUGUUGAUGUUUGUGUUUCAGGGCGGAGGGCAGCAGUAAGAUCCAGGCCCGUAUCGAGCAGCAGUCGGUUCGAUCCAGUCAGCCAAGCUCUCAGUUCAGGGCUCCCACCAAGCCUGGGGCCGGGGUCAAGACCUCCCCGUCCCCUUCCAAAGAUAACCCCUCACCAGAGCCUCAGCUGGAUGACAUCAAGAGAGGUAAGGACGUCCAACCGUGGUCGGUGAAUUGAAAUGUAUAAUGUAUGUUAAACUGACUCUGUGCUGCCCCCUGCUGCUCACAGAGCUGCGUGCAGAGGUGGAGGUGAUCGAGCAGAUGAGCAGCAGCGGCAGCAGCAGCUCCUCCGACUCGGCCAGCGCCUCAGGGAGCGGAGACGACAGCAGCAGCAGCGACGGCGAACACGACGCCCCGCGACCCCUCAGCCAGACCUCCCCCAACCGCCACGCCAUGGCCAACGGAGGAGCCGACCGACAGCAGGGCAACAACCAGCUCAUGAACACACUCCGUGAGUCAAACCAGGUUUAUCUCAUGAGGUCUGAAACUCUCUGUGAGAAAACUGAAUCUUAGAUCUCUGCGUGUUUACAGGCUGCUGCUUCGUUUCACCUCGAGUGUUUCUUCUCGUGAUUUUCUACCAGGAUCAGGAUGGAGAAACGUCACAGAGAAGCGGGUGUUAAUAAAAACUGACUCAGGUGUCCUCUGGUCUUUUCAGGGAAUGACCUUCAGCUCAGCGAGUCCGGGAGUGACAGCGAGGACGACUGAACUCCUCCUCCUCCUCCUCGGUCCCUCACAGGCCGUCUUCAGCUGUUCAUCCUGGUCUGACUGUAUUUUUUAUUUUAUUUUAGGAAAGCUGGAAAGAUUGUAUUUUUUAUUAGAUGUAUAUUUUGUUUUUUAUCGCAAAACUUUAGAAAAAGAAGUUUUAAACAGAAGUUUGGGAGAUUAUAAACUGGAGUGCACAUCCAUAUUUCCUGUACCUGGAGCAGCUGCUGUGACCCUCCUGUCUCGUCUGUUUUUGUUGGUUUUUGUGUUUCGGGGACGAACAGGAACAGAGAGUGUUCAGUAAUCCUCCUCAGUCCGCUCUGGUGUUUGUCAGUGAAGUUGCUGAAACAUCUUGGGAAAUAUCCCCUCAUCUUUCUUUCUUUCGUCAGAGUCUCUUCUGUGUCGAGGUCCGCUCAGAAAAUCAACGCCAUGUUCCUGAUUUUCACUUUAGUUUUGGAGUCAGAGUUUAAAAUCUGUUUCUGACUUUUUUUAAAGAGGGCUGAUCUUCACUGAAGCAGAAGUUUCCCAUAAAAACCUGCAGAAAUGACAUGAAUCUGUAAAACAGGCUCACAGACUCAGCUCUGUCAUCAUUCUGCUUCUUUUCUCCAGUUUUUGACUUAAAUACGUGAUUUUUCGGUGCACUGUGUUCAUUCAUUCAUUCGUUCAUGUUUUACCUGCAAACCUCAGUUUAUCAGAGUUUUAACUCUCAUGUUGUUUCACUUUAAGGGUUGAAGCAGUUCUCUCUCUUUUAUACGGCACAUUUUUAACUUCAGCUCUGAUCCUGUUUCUGACUCACAUCCUUUAAUCAGUUCGUUGUUGAUUUUUGAACUUUGACAGGAUUUAUUGACAGAUAAUAUUCAAAUUACUCUCGUCUGGUUUGAUCAACAGACGUCUUUUCACAGUUUAACUUUAGGAGGUUGUAUUUCAAAGACGUUGUACCUCAUGGGGUAUAAGAUUGGAUAUCAGAUUUCACCUCCAUAUUUCAGAUUUCUCACGUGUAGAGGGACUUAAAUCCUGAAAAAUAAUCUUUUUAGAGCAGUGCUGAUGCUUCAAUCUGAAUUUAGUGAUUGUUUAUUCAGGAGAGGACAGAAAAAACUCAGAGGAAUCUUCAGAAAUCUGACAAAUACCAGCUUUUCAUGUUGUCACAUGUCAGUAAGUCAGUGUUUACUUUUUUACCUCUGGUUUAGCUGAAAUGAACUUGUAGUUACGCAGGAGAGGGAAAAGAAAAGCUGAUGUUUAAAAUCUGCCUCAUAUUUUAAAGUAUUUUGACGUGUUUAAACCGCAGCAGACGAUCAUCAAGACGUCAAAAAGGUCAAAAAGUAUCAGUGAAACAAAAAGACCUGAAACCAAAAAGAUCAAAAUCAAAUCUUUAAAAAAAGGGAAAACGGUCGUCAGGCUUCGGUCUCUGUGUGAGUUUAUGUCAAACUGAAUAUUUUAUUUUUUCAUCCUGAAUCUUUUUAAAGUUCUCGAACCCGAUCGAACAGUUCACGCCUUACAGCGCCCACGUCUGGAAAUGAAGGUGAAUGUUUUUCUGAAAAUGCCAAAGAGCCGAUGGUGGAGCGUAACGUUCGCGUCCCGUCCGUCUGCGUGUUUAAAGUCGUGAUUCGAUCUGAUGUUUAGUUGUUCAUGUAAACGGUGAAGUCGGUGAUCGUUCCCUUUAGUCUGCAGCGGCCUCCGUGUUCCUGAUAUUUGGUGUUUGAAAAUGAAAAACAGCAAAAAGACAAAAGUCAUUUCAAAACGCCAAGAAAUCAGUUUAGUUUGAGACGUUAGAGAGAGUAAGAGUUUAUGAAGUGGUCAAAUAUUAAAGUGUUUCUGUUCCCGUCUGUUACAGAUCUAAUCUGAGCUGGAGGAACUUUUCUUUUCUCUCCAAACAUUUUUAAACUUAUUCUUAAUUUCCUAAUCUCACAGUUUACAGGAGAAAGUAUUUUCACAGAAACUCAUCGGCUGAUUAUUUGUUUGGUACUGAAAUGAUCAAAACAGUGACGUGUCAAUCAUCCUCUACAAGAAUCCAAGUACUGUGGCGUUAAAUGUCCGUGAUACUCGGAUAAAUGUGGCUGUAAUCCAACAGAUCUGACAUUUUAUCACAGAUAAAGUCGAGGAAAUUUUAGUAUUUUAAAUCUGAUCUCAUCCAGACAUGUGCUGGUCUCAGGUUCUGACAGAAUCACGGCCUGAAAUAAAAACUUGAAGUAAACAGAAAGUUGGGAAAUCAAUAUGAUUAAAUAUGUAUUUGACUUUUUUUUAGAGUUUCAUGUGAGGAAUCAGACUUCUCUGAUUCCUCUGAAUCUCUGAAUCUGAACUUUUGUUUCUCAGUAUCUCAGUCUCUACCUCAGUCAUUCAACAAAGCGAAGAAAACAGCGCCUCUCAGAGGUACAGAAGCUAACAGCAGGUCAGCGUGGUUAAAGAUACAGACUCUCACACACUUGUUAUAUCACCAAAAACCCUCAAUGUUAAGAUUUGUGUGUCUGUAAUAUUCAUGUAGAAAUGAAAUCCUUCAACUACACGUCAUAUUACAGUCACUGCUCUCAUAAAACAUCGAAGUGUGUUUUUAUGUCUCACAGAAGAAUGAUUGUCAUGAUCAGAUCCCCGUAAAGCCUGACCCACUACACCUACAGUUCUCAAACCAGACCAGGUUUUAGUGUCACCUGAGUCCGUGUUGGUUCAGCCGUCCUGGCCUGUUGUGCUGAUAGAAACUCAAACGUUAGAAACCAGAGUGGAAACUUUCACACUCGUGUUGUUAAGUGGAUUUUGUUGUUUCUCAUGUUUUCUGUUUGAUUGCUGUUCAUGUCAAAUAUGUUUGUAUAUAUUUGAAGUGUAAUAAAGAAAGUAAAGGUCA